Molecule: messenger RNA, 3090 nt
Organism: Cryptomeria japonica (Japanese cedar)
Lineage: Eukaryota; Viridiplantae; Streptophyta; Pinopsida; Cupressales; Cupressaceae
Product: disease resistance RPP13-like protein 4
Exons: 2
Coding region: 120-2414 (764 amino acids)
Biological process (GO): defense response to other organism
Molecular function (GO): protein binding; ADP binding
Source: RefSeq, a predicted model, not a curated record
UCAAGUCUGUUUUGUUUUCGGUGUGCUUAACAGCUGUAUUUUGUCAAGUCUUUUGGUCACUUAAUUUUGUGUGCUAGAAAGUUCAGAGAGGAAUUUUAGGUUCACUCUCAUUUUUUAAAAUGGCGUCUGUAGCUGUAGAACUGGUUGUCGAAAAACUUUGUGGAAUGGCUGCUCAGAAAUUAGGUGAAGCAGCAAAGCUGGUGGUGAAUUUCAGAGAAGACUUAAUAUGGUUGAACCAGCAACUCAAACAUGUAAGGGCUUUUCUGCAAGAUGCUAAUCAACAGUCUCGUCACAAGCAUGAUGUGAAACUAUGGCUGCCGAGCACUAGUGAUAUUGCCAUGCGCGCAGAAGACGUCUUUGAGGAAUGUGCUGUUGAAUCCAUGUAUGUAAACGAUGCUCAAUCUUGUGGUUUCAGUUGUAGUCAAAAAACUUUUCGCUACAGGAAAGGGCGCCAAAUUAAAAAGAUCAAGCACCGCAUGCAAUAUAUUAUUGGAAAGGCCAACCAGCUGGGGCUAGUUCAUCAAGUUUCAUCAGUAGAUGAAGCAUUACCGACUACAUCUGAACGUGUGACUGUAAACCGGAGGAGAUCUAGUCUUUUGCCCAGUGUUUCAGACCCAAUGGGAAUACAGUUCAAAGUUGAUGAGAUGCUCAGCUUGUUGGACAAUUCAGCCUCUCCAGUUAUUGCAGUUGUUGGAAUGGGGGGGAUAGGCAAGACCUAUCUUCUUCAACAUGUUUACAAGGAGGCGAAAGAGAGGUACGAGAAAUCUAUAUGGCUUUCAGUUUCUCAAUCCUGUUCUAUUUCUAUGUUACAAAAAGAUUUAGUCUUUCAGUUUUAUAAAGAUGAAGAUCCGAGUAAGCAGAUUGAAAAUAGUGGUAUAAGUGAGCAGAAAUUAGACCAGUUGAUUAAUAAUAAGUUGCAAGGGACAAGGUGUCUUGUUGUGUUAGAUGAUGUGUGGAGGGUUUCCAGUGAAGAAGACUUGUUUACUAAACUUGGUCUUCCAACUGGAAACAAUAGCCAAUGUAAAAUUGUGGUUACCACACGAAGCAAGGAUGUUUGUGCCCAUUUGAAUGCUCAUGUGUAUGAAAUGCAACGUAUGCCAGAUAAAGAGAGUUGGAGGCUGUUCUGUGUUUACGCAUUUGGUGAAUUUGAGGAAAAUAUAGAGUCACAGCAGGAGCUGAAAGAGGUGGGACGUAAGAUUGUAAAAAAAUGUGGAAAUUUGCCACUAGCUGUAAAAACAAUAGCAGCAUCUCUGGCCAAUACCACAAUUCUGGACAAAUGGGAGUUGAAACUCCAUCGGCUCGAACAAGUAGAUUUUUCCAAUAGUGAUAAUGAACAAUCUAUCUUGGAUAUUCUAAAAUUGAGCUAUGACUCUUUGCCUGCACACCUUAAAGCUUGUUUUACUCAUCUUUCCUCCUUUCCCGGGGAUAAAGAGAUAUAUUUUGAGCAUCUGAUAAAUCUGUGGAUAGGAGAAGGUUUUAUCCCAGCGGGAGAGGAGCAGUGGGAUGUGGCAUGUGAUUUUUUACAUCAGCUUGUUAAUCUAUGUCUUCUUGAACUAUCAGAAAGGAUGGUAAACGGUUGGCUAGCCCAGUAUUGUAAAAUUCAUGAUUUGUUACAUGAUUUGGCCAUAAAUAUAUCGAGAGAAAAUAAUUGUGCCUUUUCUCUCGAGGAAGUCUCUACACACCCAAGUGUUGGCACUGGCUGGUGUAGGAUUUCCCUUGCUAACAAAGAUGUAGAUGAUAAUGCAAUCUCAAAGACUCACCCUGUUUGUCUCCGUACACUUUUAGUGUCUCACAAUAGGAGGAUUACAAGCAUUCCAGAAAACUUGUUUACCGCCAUGAGAAGACUGCGUGUUCUAGAUUUGAGUUUCACAGAUAUCUCUGCAUUGCCUGCGUCCGUAGGAAAGCUGAAACUUCUUAAGAUGUUAAAUUUAAGAGGGACACGUAUUGAGGAGGUUCCGGAGUGUGUGAGACAUCUAAAGAGUCUCUUGUAUUUCGCUAUAGAUUGCAAAGGAUUACCUGUCUGGAUAGGUGAGCUCAAACGUCUUCAGCAUUUAGGAUGUUGGCUUAUUGAUCGCAUGCCAAAAGGAAUAACAGAGUUGGCCUCUUUGAGAACUCUGCGAUCAAGUUGGUUGAAUCUCUCCAUAGAAAAGGGCGAAUUCAUGAUGCUAGAGGAUCUGGCCAAGAUGACCCAGCUUCAGGAAGUACGCUUAAUAGUUAGGCAUGAAAUGGAGUUAAAGAGGAUAGACGAAGGGAUCCUUGGGCAGCUGGUGAAGAUGCGUCGUCUAAUACUCGCAAAUUUGUCAGAGACCCAUCUUCCACACAUUCCGGAGAGAAUGACAGCAAUGAACAUCUCUCGAGUCUUUAUCUCCGGGAUUUUGAAGUGCCAAACUGGAUAUGUUGUUUGGCAAAUUUGAGGGAAUUAAAAUUAAUUAAGUGUGAAUGCAAUGAUUAUCCGGAUUUGCAAAUAAUGCCCAAUCUAGUAAGUCUGCACUUGCAUGGGAAUAAGGGAUGCACAGAAUUGCCAAUGGCGUUUGGAAAGUCGGGGGGAUUUCCGCAGCUCCGGUUCUUCAGAAUUUGGGAAUUCACAGAAUUAGUGGAGUUGCCGGAAUUGGAGGAGGGAGCAAUGCCAUGUCUUGAGGAGUUGGAGAUUGUCAAGUGUCCCAAGCUCAACGAAAUUAGAGAGGGGUUGGAGUGGUUAAAAGAAGAGAAAGAUGGAGACUUUAGAAUAAAAUUGAAGUCAUCAAUUUGAAGUUUCAGAGAUCCAGACGGGAAAAAAUCUUGUCCAAGUUUGCAAGGAUUUGGACAAUAAUCCAGGUGUACCAUUGCUUUGUCUUCUUUUCAUAUUAAGGCUUUUAUAUUAUGGGAUCUGUUCACUAUAAAUAGUAAUGCGAUGUAUUUAAUUUUUACUUUUGAUUCUUACAUUCACGUUUCUUCAAUAUUUGUACAUGUUUUAAACUCUAAAGUAAGCAAAACUUUCUUCAAAUUUUUUUGGCACUUAAAAAAGGCUCUUAAUAUUCUUGGCUGUUUAUAAGUCUUAUAUAUAAAAAAUCUUACUCUAUAUUUCUGAUUCUUCACAGUCAACAUAGAGAU